AUGAACCCCAAACCAGAAAAAACUCUAACCCUAGAACACUCGAUCAUCGUCUCCGCUCUCACGCACGUUAUCAACGGCUGUGAUGGUGAUGAUCCCACCACCACCGCCCUACUACAUGCCCUCCAGAGUUCCACAAGUGGGACCAGUAUUUUCCAGCCAAAUAAUGAAGAAGAGAAGGAAAAGAGUAAGAACAGGUACAGGGGAGUCCGCCGGAGGCCGUGGGGGAAGUGGGCUUCAGAGAUACUAGACCCCCGGCGAGCGAAGCGGGUGUGGCUGGGCACGUUCGAUACUGGAGAGGCGGCGGCGAGGGCUUACGACAAGGCUGCCAUUGAGUUCCGCGGAGCCGGAGCCAAGCUCAACUUCCCAUUGUCAGAUUAUAAUACAAACUCGGAACGAAACCGAGAAAAUCAAGAGCUUAAUCCCAAUGAAAUUGACAAGGCACAGAGCUCACACUCACAGUACGGAAACAAUGAAGAGCUCAGGCCCAACUCGUCGGAGAUGAGGAGUUGCGAGACAGACAGUGAAGAAUUUUGGGAGGAUCUUCCUCCGCUAUAG
Cornus florida is the source of this 555-nucleotide messenger RNA. RefSeq names its product ethylene-responsive transcription factor ERF098-like. The transcript has a single exon. Gene Ontology annotation, molecular function: DNA-binding transcription factor activity; DNA binding. The record is from RefSeq and is a predicted model, not a curated record. The coding region runs from base 1 to 555 and encodes 184 amino acids. Lineage: Eukaryota; Viridiplantae; Streptophyta; Magnoliopsida; Cornales; Cornaceae. Gene Ontology annotation, biological process: ethylene-activated signaling pathway; regulation of DNA-templated transcription.